AUGUAUACCUAUACCGAUAACGAACGUAGAUUAACAUUUAUUGCAUGGAUAACAACAUGUACAAAUAACGACCCAUUAUUUUUAAAUUACAUUUUGUGGACCGAUGAAUCAAAGUUUACCAAUAAUGGCGUUUUAAACAAGCAGAAUAACCGUUAUUGGUCAAACGGAAAUCCACAUUGGGCAGUCGAUACAAAUUAUCAAACAGUACGGGACACAAAUGCGUGGUGCGGAUUAUUAGGAGGAAAUUUAAUAGGUCCACAUUUUUAUGACGGUACUCUUAAUGGAAGACGUUAUUCAGAUUUCUUAACUUUGCUACCGACGAUGUUGGAAGAUGUCCCUUUAUUACUUCGUCAAAUCUUAUUUUUUCAACAGGAUGGAGCACCCGUUCAUAAUGCCAUUAUUGUAAGACAACAAUUAAAUGAAAUGUUUGAAAAUCGACGGAUGGGAACUCGCGGACCAGUGGAAUGGCCUCCACGGUCACCUGAUCUAACACCAUUAGACUUUUUUUUAUGGGGCCAUUUAAAUACUGUUGUUUAUGCAGAACCACCAGCAAACUUACAGGAUUUAAAAAAUAAAAUAGCGGUAGCGUGCAGACAAUUAACAAAAGAACAAAUUUUGGCAGCAACCUAUACAGAAGUGAGUCGUCGACUGGAAUUGCGUUUAGAAAAAAACGGAGGAAAUGUUGAACAUUUUAUUAGAUAA
This is a messenger RNA of Cinara cedri, 702 nucleotides long. The record is from the annotation of a GenBank genome assembly. Lineage: Eukaryota; Metazoa; Arthropoda; Insecta; Hemiptera; Aphididae.